UUUCGUGGAGUGAUUAAAACAUGAGAAUUCAAGCUAUCGUCUUUGGGUGUGUUCUCUUGGCAAUCUGCUUGUUCAGAAGCAGUGAAGCCGCUUGUGCCUCAUCAACUUGCACCCCUGAUGAGUGCACCGAGGCGGAUAAUGCAGCACAUAUUUCCUGUGUAGCGGCCACAACAACAACUACAACAGCACCAACAACAACAUCAACAGAAACACCAACAACUAAAGCAUCAACAAACAAAUCAUGGAAGAAAUGGGGCAAAUUUGGAAAGCGACCAAUAAUUAUCAAUUUCGGCUAUAUGGCUAAAAAAAGUUCAACUGAUAUCAACAUGCGUAUCCAGACCGUAGUCCUUGGUUGUGUCCUCUUGGCUCUUUGCCUGAUCGACAGUACUUCUGGUACAUCGACCACCACCACAACAACAACAACGACCACAGAGGCAACAACAACAACAACUUCCACAACGAGCAGCACCACCGUGGACUCCUCAACAAGUGCCGAGUAUGGUGCUUUGGUUCGUUUGAAGCAGCAGCUUCGUCGCCUUGCCCGCCUGAAAAAAUUGAGGAAAGAGCGUCAGGCGGCCAGAAGGCUUGCUGCUCAGAGAUUGAGAAAAGCUUUGCGCAAUUAACGGAGACGUAUCAACAGAAGACUCCGAAAUCACGGUUAAUUUCAAAAA
Molecule: messenger RNA, 671 nt
Organism: Drosophila sulfurigaster albostrigata
Lineage: Eukaryota; Metazoa; Arthropoda; Insecta; Diptera; Drosophilidae
Product: integumentary mucin C.1-like
Exons: 2
Coding region: 21-623 (200 amino acids)
Source: RefSeq, a predicted model, not a curated record